Molecule: messenger RNA, 1219 nt
Organism: Haliotis rubra (blacklip abalone)
Lineage: Eukaryota; Metazoa; Mollusca; Gastropoda; Lepetellida; Haliotidae
Product: growth arrest and DNA damage-inducible protein GADD45 alpha-like
Exons: 5
Coding region: 106-585 (159 amino acids)
Biological process (GO): regulation of cell cycle
Cellular component (GO): nucleus; cytoplasm
Source: RefSeq, a predicted model, not a curated record
GUAAGAGCUUGUCGCACCCUUUUUGCGUCAUGGGUAGAAGUGAAGUGUUUAUGUCUAAUCUUCCGAGAAGACAGGACAUUCAACACAUCCGUUCCAGUUUUAUAGAUGACGUUCCUGUCGACAACGAGGAUGCUGACGAAUUCGUACGGAUACCCACCCAGUGCCCUUUCUCCGACCAAGCCUCCCUUGACCCCUGUUUUGAAAGAGGCGAUACUGGCACACAGGGUUACAAGUGGUGUUAUGGAGUGUGCCAAGCUCCUCCGCUGUAACCCUGACAACGUGAUGCUGUGCGUACUGCCUGAGGCGCGUGGACAGCAUGACGUCACACUGGACAUCCAACACACCCUCAUUGAGGCGUUUUGUUGGGAGAAUGACAUCCAACUCAUAAAGGUUGAAAAUACAGAGAAACUCUCCAGUACCUUAUGGAUGUCUAGAAACGGUAUCCACGACGUCACGGCGGAGGAUGAUGUAUUUGAUAUGAGCUGUAUUCUAAUACAGUACCCAGCAGUUAAGAGCCCACUCCGGUCACACUGUCGCCAGAGAGGACGGCCAAGACUGUUCGCGUCCCGGGACGUUCCGCCAUGACACAGCAGAGCACGAUUCACUAUCAGGAAUCACUUUUGUCGCAGUUCCUGGAGAAGCAGAAUUACUGCUGAAGACGGAGAGACAAUGGCCACAGAUGAUGUUCACUGGCAUGCUUAAGGGAUUGAUGUCUGCUUCAUGGAAGUGUUUAUUGCUUCAAAGGAAAAGUCUGCUUCAAAGAAGAAUUCACUUCUUUUUAUGGAAAGGUCUGCUUCAAAGAAAAAAACACUUCUUUGUAUGGAAAGGUCUGCUUCAAAGAAGAAACCACUUCUUUGUAUGGAAAGGUCUGCUUCAAAGAAGAAACCACUUCUUUGUAUGGACAGGUCUGCUUCAAAGAAUAAACAACUUCUUUGUAUGGGAAGGUCUGCUUCAAUGACUAUUCAAAUUCUUUUUAUGGAAAGGUUGUUUGCUUUAUAGAAGGAUUCUCUUUUUCAAAAGCAAAUACCGUGUGGUUCAAAGAAGUGUCCAAGUUUCUCUUCCUGAAAUGUCGUCUGCUACAGAGCAACUCUGACUGAAUCAGUGAGACAUAUGGCUAGUGUGAUGUACAUCUCAUUCGCACAGUAAAUAAAACACGCGUAACAAUCUCUAAUUAAUGUUGCUGUUCAGAUUACAUCUUCCCAGCACUGUGAAUAUUGAU